Messenger RNA from Rhipicephalus sanguineus (brown dog tick), 1471 nucleotides. RefSeq lists its product as uncharacterized. The coding region runs from base 8 to 1471 and encodes 487 amino acids. NCBI's taxonomy places the organism in Eukaryota, Metazoa, Arthropoda, Arachnida, Ixodida, Ixodidae. The record is from RefSeq and is a predicted model, not a curated record. The transcript is spliced from 2 exons.
GGCAGCAAUGCCAAAAUGCAUCGCUCAAACCCCUUCUUGUUUGCCGUCCAGGUUAUGCUUGGCAUGCUGCUUUCUUCAGCUGCACCGACAUCGGGCAACCUAUCAAUGGAUUUUCACCACAUUCCCACGAACACGGGACAUCCUGGCCUUAUCAUCGGGCAUCGGAUGGCGUUGGCAGCCACUUCCCAGCGAACAGCGCAACAUCAUCCGAGACCAUGACAUCACGGACCUGCUACUUAAGAGGCUUGGCCAGGGAUCCUUCAGUGGGCGCGGCAGCAAUGCCAAAAUGCUUCGCUCAAACCCCUUCUUGUUUGUCGUCCAGGUUAUGCUUGGCAUGCUGCUUUCUUCAGCUGGACCGACAUUGGGCAACCUAUCAAUGGAUUUUCGCCACCAACACACGAACACGGGACACACCUGGCCUUAUCAUCGGGCACCGGAUGGCGUUGGCAGCCAAUUCCCAGCGAACAGCGCAACAUCAUCCGAGACCAUGACGUCACGGACCUGCUACUUAAGAGACUGUCUUGGCGAGGAAUCCUUCAGUGGGCGCGGCAGCAAUGCCACAAUGCUUCGCUCAAGCCCCUUCUUGUUUGCCAUCCAGGUGAGAAAGCGAUUUGGCAAAUGCUUUCGUAGCUGUAAUGUAUGCCUGGUCUUGCUGCCGUGCCCACACCUUUUGCUUGAAUGGUUCUGUGAUUUAUCGUCUUCCUUGCGUUUCUUGCUGCUUCUGGCGGGGGACGUCGACACUAAUCCUGGGCCUCGAGACACUGUGCUUGAAGAACAGCUAAAAAUAAUUGCAAAGGAUAUCCAGGAGAUGAAGAACGAAAAAAUGGUGACCAACCAAAAGCUUGCAGCUAUAGAUAAAAAGUUAGAAAAAAUAGGCAAAAUGGAAAAGCAGGUUCUGGAAUGCGCGGGAAGGAUUGAUAAACUUGAAAAUAUGGUUCUAUCAUUGACUAAAAAAAUCGACGACCUAGAUAACCGAGGCCGUAGGUCUAACCUUUUUGUGUAUGGUGUCAAAGAACUUGAAACUGAAACGCACCAGGAUCUGCUUGAUGCUGUUGAAAAGAGAAUUUUUGAAGAUAAGAUUGGAAUAAAAACGGCUGGCAUAGAAAGAAUUCACCGUCUUGGGCGACGGAAGACCACUGGCAGUCCUAAAAACAGACCUGUAAUCGUAAAGUUGCUUGACUAUCGGGAUAAAGACAACAUACUUAGAUAUUGCAAGAAGCUAAAAGGAACGGAAUACCCAAUUAGCGAGGAUUUUUCGCCCGUAGUCAAAGGAAUUAGAAGGAAGCUCUGGGAAAGAACGAAGGAACACCGAGACCAGAAAGACAAAGUUUUCUUGUCUUACGAUAAAGUCAAAAUUAAUAAUCGCCUGUACACCUGGGAUGACCAAAGUAACGACAUAUUGGAAGUCGCACAAAACGGAAGCAAGGACAACGAACAAGCCGGGCGACCUCGAAACUGCCCUCGGCGCUAG